Molecule: messenger RNA, 1898 nt
Organism: Trichoplusia ni (cabbage looper)
Lineage: Eukaryota; Metazoa; Arthropoda; Insecta; Lepidoptera; Noctuidae
Gene: Obp2
Exons: 1
Coding region: 906-1541 (211 amino acids)
Molecular function (GO): odorant binding
Source: RefSeq, a predicted model, not a curated record
UUUAUGUCGCUAUUUUCUCAGCGAGUUGUUAUUACGUAGGUAUCUAGAAAGCAUUCCCAAUCUACCAUUAAUUGCUUUCAAUGAAAUAUUUAAUGUCUGAUAAUUUCUUAGUACCUCCCUACUAACAUUUUCUUCCAGCCUACCGCCUCGUCUUAAACCGUACUGUUGUGGAAGCGUGACAGCACUUCACGUCGAAUAGCGGCGUCUCUCUUCCACAACUUCAAUUUAUUACAGUUGGGUAUUGGUUCUGAUAUCCGAUAAAAAGCAAGUUGAAACGGUACCGCAACUCGUUAGCGACGGAACUCAGUUUAAUAGUAUAACAAUUAGAAAUCGGACUUGAACAAGUAUGUACUAGGACUACUUUUAUAUCGAUAAACAAGCUUCAAACGCGGCUAUGCUUUAUUUUCUGAAAAUUAAUCCGUUUUUAUGAUCCUAAACAGUAGUACCGCUCCAAGAUCUAUUGAAAUUUUAAUUUUAUUAAUUACUUUUGGUAAUAGAAAGAUCACAAUCAAGAUGACUGAAGCAGCACUAAUUACUGUAGAUAUUUGUUGUAGUUGGGAAAGGAAGACGAGGACACUGGAGUAAAGUGGGGCCUCUUCUCUUUCUCAUGACAAAAUAGUUUUCAGUAUUUCAUUCGUCGACUCAUGUUUUAUAUUUGAUGACCAGAAGAGUGAUUGAGAUUAUUUGACCGUACAAACUCAUAUUGGUGCAUAUUGGUAACCAAUGUAUAUAUAAAGGAGUUCCCAUGAAUUACCACAUAUGUUCUGUCGGCGUGAGAAAUUCGGAAAAAAAUAAUAAAUAUAAAAUCAACAAACAAACAUAAAAAUAAACGCAAUCUUUCUUAAACAAAGAACGGCUUACGUGGCCAGAACCCCCAAUUAGCGAAUGCAAUCGUGUACUAUAAAAUGAAAAUCAAAACAAAACGCACGCGGCAGUUGGAACGAGCGAAAAUGCAGAACAGAAUAAGCAACAUUUAUACUUGUAUUCUAUUCAUAGUUUUCUCUUCAGCGUUUUACCUCACGAUAUCCUUCACGCCCCUGACGAAGGAGGAGCAAAUGCAGCGGUACAACAAGAUGACGGACGACGUGGAACCAUUUAGGAAGAACUUGACUGAAUGCGCGCGCCAAGUCAAGGCAUCCAUGGUGGACGUAGAGAACUUCUUGAAGCGGAUCCCCCAAGCAUCGCUACAAGGGAAAUGCUUCGUCGCGUGCAUAUUGAAGCGGAACGCAAUCAUUAAGAAUAACAAAAUCAGUAAGGAGCAGUUGUUGGAAGCUAAUAGGGCGGUGUAUGGGGAAGACAGUGAGGUGAUGGCGCGGCUUAAGACGGCUAUUGCUGAAUGUUCGAAGGCAGUCGCGGGUAUCUUCGAGAUUUGUGAGUACGCGUCGGUGUUUAAUGACUGCAUGCAUAUGAAGAUGGAGCAUAUAUUGGACCAGGUGACUAUGGAGAGACGGAUGGAGGCCUUAGGGCAGAUGACGUCGGACCCUGACCAAUGGGGCGCUGAGGAAGACGAGAUUCUGAAGCUGGUUAAGGACGAACUUUAAUGUGUAUUCAAUGUUACUAAAGCGGUAAAUAAAGUUUAUGUUGUUCGUACUCCCUUUUAAUGGUAAAAUAGGCAAACAGGUUUGAUCGAAAAAAAAAAAUAUGCCGUUUAUUUACCUGCUCAUGUCCUUUGAAAAUAGGGAAUCGGGUAUGAUUCUGCUCUAUCUACAAUAUCAUAUGUAUUUUGUAUCUACACAUUUAAAUUUAAACGUGAAUAUUUACCCCUUGAAUUAUGGUAAAGCUAUAGGUAUUAAGUUCUGCACAUAUUAGCACUUACACCAGUCACCAAACUAGUCAAGGUCCUUUUUCGUAACUAAUUACCAAGUUGACAACCAAAAUAAAACCACUUAUGUUAUGAA